Messenger RNA from Sebastes umbrosus (honeycomb rockfish), 5811 nucleotides. It is a transcript of the gene foxo6b, whose product is annotated as forkhead box O6 b. The coding region runs from base 1005 to 3254 and encodes 749 amino acids. Lineage: Eukaryota; Metazoa; Chordata; Actinopteri; Perciformes; Sebastidae. Gene Ontology annotation, biological process: regulation of transcription by RNA polymerase II. The transcript has 2 exons. Gene Ontology annotation, molecular function: DNA-binding transcription factor activity, RNA polymerase II-specific; RNA polymerase II cis-regulatory region sequence-specific DNA binding. Gene Ontology annotation, cellular component: nucleus. The record is from RefSeq and is a predicted model, not a curated record.
AAACCUGUUCUGGAGGGAGUGACUUGAUCCAGGCAGCGUCCAAUUAUAUGGAAGCAGCACUUAUUCCACUUUAUUCCGGGCUACAGUUAAGUGGCUUGAAGCCUUCAGAGACAACACGGUGCUCGUAGUAUAAAGCCAGAGCAGUAGGCAGAGAGAGAGAGAGAGAGACGGUACCCAUGUGACAUGUGAACGGAGAGAGAGAGCCAAAGACAAAGGUAGAGAAAAAAGAUAUACUACAGCAAAGUGAGGCGUCUGGCGGCGGCGCGCAGAGGAGACACACACACACACAGAGGAGGAUGCUCCAAAUCAAAUCCAUAAGGGCUUCUUGUGUUUUUUUUUUUUCUUCUUCUUCUUCCUCUUCCUCGCGUCUGGAAAAAUUCACGGCUUCAUAUAAAUGAUUCAUGAGAGCCUGUUUCUAUUUCUAAGGGGAGUAAUUGCGCUCUUUGCAGUAGAGUUUUCCAGCUGAAGCAGCGGUCGGUCACCAAAACCAAAUCUGCAGAAAAAGACGCACGAGAUAUAAAGUCAGUUGAUUUUUGUGGAGUUUGCGUUCCGUUUAACCUGCUGCUGGACCUCCUCAUCUGUCAAAAGGAUCAACUGUUGCUGCAGCCGGAGCGAGCACACACACAGAGACAGAGAGAGACAGAGAGAGAGAGUGCGUCUGGAUAAUUCAUAAUGGAUGUUUGACCGUCACUCGGUCCUGCAUGCAGCCGGUGUUGUGCAAAUUAACAUGGAAGAGAGACUGAUACUGUUGUUGAUGCCUCGGAUACACCUUCAUCUGUCCUGAUGUGAUGCACACAUUGUUGCACUGAGGAGAAUAUGAGAAUAUCCCACACUGCUGCUGCCGGCUUAUUCAUACUGCUCCAUCACCUCUCUGUGUGAAACAUUUUAUUCUUUCUAUUAAGGGACAUUUUUAACUCAUUUAACAGGCUUCUUUCUUUUUUUUUUUUUAUUAUAGUGACCUUGCCUUGAUUUUUUAACAUCUAUUCAAGCGGGAGAUCAUCAUCAUGCUGAUGAUGAUGAAGAACAGCGGCGGCGGCAUGAUGGAUGCGCAUCAGGUUGAUAUCGAUUCGGAAUUUGCGCCUCACAGUCGCUCGCGGUCGUGCACCUGGCCGCUGCCGCCGUGUCCGGAGGAUUUCCCCGGUGGCGGUGGUGGAGGUGGAGGAGGAGAAGAAGAAGAGGCGAGCCGAGGUCUGGCCGCCCUGGCGUCGGUCAAAGUGGAGCAGUACAACGUGCCGCCCGCGUGCCGCCGGGCCGCCGAGAGAAAAGGCGGCGCGCCGGCGGAGCUCGCGCACCCGGCAGCCCCGGUACCGGUCCCGGUUGCCGCUCCUCCUGCCGCCUGCAUGUCCGGAGCUGCUGCCGCUGCGCUCGACGCGGCCGGCCAGCUGCGCAAAGCCAAGUCGUCCAGGAGGAACGCGUGGGGUAACCUGUCUUACGCAGACCUGAUAACCCGGGCCAUCGAGAGCACCCCGGAGAAGAGACUCACCCUGUCGCAGAUCUACGACUGGAUGGUUCGCUUUGUUCCUUAUUUCAAGGAUAAAGGCGACAGCAACAGUUCCGCCGGAUGGAAGAAUUCAAUCAGACACAAUCUGUCCCUGCACAGUCGCUUCAUCCGGGUGCAAAACGAGGGGACGGGGAAGAGUUCGUGGUGGAUGCUGAACCCAGAAGGAGGGAAGAUGGGGAAAGGACCCAGACGACGGGCGGCCACUAUAGACAACGGCACCCGCUACCUGAAAACCAAGGGUCGCAUUAGCCGAAAGAGAGCAGGCGCCACGGGCCUCGGACGGGGACAAGGUCAGGGGGCCGGACCCGCGAUGCAAGGCUCCCCCGAGCACGGCAGUCCAGCGGGGAAAGGAGGUGUGGGCAUGGGGGGUGAGGAGUACGACACCUGGACGGACCUCCAUUCCCGCACCUCCUCCUCUGCCUCCACGCUGAGCGGCUGCCUGUCCCCGAUCCUGGCUGAGGCGGAGGCUGACGAACCGGAGGAAGGCAGACUGUCCUGUUCGGCCUCCCCUCGACUGUACCCGAGCCCCACCAGCACCCGCUCCCCGGCCCUGGGCACCGGCGGCCACUGCCCGACCGUGGAGCUGCCCCAGCUGACUGACCUGACGGGGGCGAUCAGUCUAGAUGAGAGUGGCUACCCCCAGCCACAGCAAAUCAAAUGCAACGGUUACCCCUACGUGCCUGCGCCCAAGGCAGAGGGCUCCUACUGCGGGCCCAUAUACGGACAGCCUUCCCUGGGCAUGCUCCGGCAUCACACUCCCAUGGAGACCAUCCAGGAGAACAAGCCAGUCAGCUUCCAGCGCCCGAUGAGGGCCUACUCAGAGAACAACGCCCUGCAGAGUCUGCUUACCGGCGGCCCUCCGUACUGCAGCAAAGACACGGUGCUGGGUCCGGGACGGGAAACACACACACUAAUGACACAGGGGACCAAUGGCGUUCACAGCCAUAAUCAGAAUCGCAGCCACAAUCACAACCACAAUCACAGCCAAGAGCACGCUCACAAUCCCAGUCUACACAACGGCCACGGCUCAGUCCACGACCAGAACACAACCCACCAUCAGAACCACAAUCAGGGUCACAAACACCAAGCCAGCCUCGACUACAGCCACAGCCACAAGCCCCACCCCGCCCACGACUACGGCGCGAGUCACGAGCACGGUAACAAAGUAAACGCCAGCCACGAUCACAACCCUCGCUCCAGCAGCCAGAGUCACAUGCACAACCCCCAUAACCCUAUGCACAGCGGGCCUCACCCCCAGGCCCUCUCCCCACGGGUUAGCACCGACAUCCUGCAGCCCUACAGCCUCAAGACCUCCAACCACUACGGGCCCCGACCACACCUCCCGACAUCGCCGUCCCUGCCGCCCAACCCCGCCGGCGUCAUGGACGUUCCCCAGGACCCCUGCCGCCUGGCGUCCGCGCCUCACCCCCGUCACCAGCCUUACCCCGGAGCUCACCACCUCGACUCCUGGCACGGCUACUACCACAACACCCACCAGCCGGGGAACGCUGGUUACCAACAGCACAACUCCCACAGUAGAAUGGCCGCCAACCUGGAGAUGGAGAACGUCGCUAAUAGCCUGGACUGUGAUGUAGACUCCAUCCUGCUCAAUGACUUUAUGGACACGGAGGGCAUGGAGUUCAACUUUGACGGCUCUCUGUCCCAGGGCAUGGGCAUGGGGAUGGGCAUGAGCUUGGGGGCGUUUGCUUGCCCUCCACCAGCACACAGCAACCAGAGCUGGGUGCCGGGGUGAACCCACGCCCAAGGGGGUUUGGAUAGACACAUGACCGGAAAGCUCACCCACUGGGCCAGGCUGCUGGUGGGCUGUACCCUUGGACUGACUGACUGUGAUUCUGUUUCUCUGAGACUGUAGAACAAAAUACGUAUUGUCAUUUUGUUUCCUGGGGACUCUGUACACCCCCACAUCCUACACUUCCUCUCUUCCCCCCAAAACCCUGUUUAUAAAGCCUUCUGUCUCCACAUUGAACCUGCCCCCAAUGAGCCCAGUCCUAAAGCCCCCCCCCCACCUCCCUUGUUCAUGCCCUUCACUUUGUUUUUUGUUUUUUAUGGUCUCCACCCAUUCUCGUCCUGCCUGUCCUAAGCUCUCAAGCACUUUACAUCCAUCCUUUCCAUACAGAUGCAGUAACACAAAGACCAGGCAAAGUCGCGUUGCGUGUUGGCUUAAGUUUAAUGUAUGCAAUCCACUUUACAGUAUUAUCUCCUUCUACAAAGGAGGUGUUGUUUUUGACUUGAGAACGUGAUCAAACAGCUGCAUAAAUAUCUUUCAAUGUGGAGGUGCUCUCAGAUUUUGGGGGGGUUAAAAGGCACGGGGAGGCUUUGAGGUUUUAAGGAUGAAGAGAAAGAAAAGAGUUUUUUAGCAGAAGAGGGAAUAAAAGGAUGGAGGGUAUAGAAAGGAAGGGAACUCCAGCAGGGUCAGUGUGACUUCUCUCCCUGAUGGACCGUGGUGCUUCCUGUUUGGUUCGGUGCAAGAGGACAGUCAUACAUCAGGCAACCAUCAGCACCACUCCAAUGAAAUGCAACGUCCCUUCUUUAAUCUCCAAAGUAAUGCCAGAGUGAUGCAUCGCUAUUGCAAAUCUAAUGCGCCGCUCUGUGUUUUUUCAACACCCCCCUCCUCUCUCUCUCUCUCUCUCUCUCCUCAACUCCGGACACACCGGCUUAAUGUGUUUUGGCGAAAGUGAUGAUUAAAGUCACUCUGCACUAAAUGGGGGAGGGAUUGAAAGGGGUGGUGUUGGAGAGGUGGGGGCAUUGAGGGGAGAUGAUAGGAAAGGAGAAAUGCAAAUAUUCCCUGUGUGCCUCUUCCUCUCCAUUUUGUGGAUUUAUGUAGCUUUCCCCGUAAUGAAAUAAGCAACGAUCAGAGCCCGCCGUACAUCCCGAGGAGCUCUCUGAUUGGCCUGCCUCGGCGUGGCUCCUUCACCGGCUGACCCCAGAACAGCUUACCGAGCAGCUGUGGUCAGGCCAGGAUGUUGAUGGAGCUGCCGUCGUCAGACCCCAGUCAACCUUGUCUAAUUCACUAACACCCAGGUUCAAGCCCACUAUGUGCUUUUUACUCCUGCGAAUUGCACACUGAUGAACAGCGUCAGCAGAUUACUAUUUGGUGCUAUCUCCUCUUCCCAGGCACCCUCCUAUCACGCCGCCCCAUCCCGAGGUUACUCGGAGGGUAAACAAGAGUAAUUAACCGCCAAACAAGAUGGAUGAUUUAUGCAAGUGUGUGUAUUCGCUCAUCGGCACAAAGUCAUAAUUCUUCCUCCAACGCGCCGAGAACAAGGAGGGCGAUUUUUUGAGAGGUGACGCCCGGGCGACAAGGUAAAGCGGCUGGCAAGCGGCGUGCUUACUUAUAGUGUCCUUCAAAAGCAUCCCACUUUACAAGCGUUCCCCCGCCCCCCCGUCCAGGCCAUAGCUUUUACUUUGCUGUCGUCUUUUCUUGUGCUCGUUCUGUGAUUGUGCAGUUGUCUGUCCUGUUUCAAUACAGCAUGGAUAGAAAGCUUUUGUGUGCAUUUUUAUUUUCUUCACUCGCAGAGGGAAAACAGUGCAAAAGGGGAACCCUUGUCCUGGCACCUGUCCCACUCAAGAUAGAGGAAAUAGGAACAAGAGAGAGAAGAAAGGUAGAUACAGAGAGAGAGUGAACGGGAGGGAGGGAGCUACAUGAGUAGGCAGGAUCUGUGAGACUGAGAGAGAUUUUCCAGCUCGCUAGCUUUCUGUAGAAUUGGCUGUUUGAAUCAGGCCAAAUGUCAAGUGCUACUCAGCCAGCUCCAGCGAGCUUUGACCAGAAAGCCACUUCUCCCUCCUGAUCAAGGACAAUGACGGGUAUUUCCAUACACAUUUCUUUUUGCUUUCUUCUUCCCUUUUCAUGAGUUAAGAUGGCCCAUUGUUGUAACCCAACUGUAAUUUGUUCUCUGGCCCGUGUGCACUUGUGUGUCAAGCUUCUCGUGGGUGUGCGAGUGUGUGUGUGUGUGUGUGUGCGUGUGUGUAGCACAGUGAUGUUCAAGAAAUGAUUAAGGGGAAUAUUGUUGAGAACUAACUUGCCCUGGUAUUGUCCAUGCCUGGAUGAGUGCAGCAUACAUAAUAUAUACAGUUUAUAUUUAUUGGUUAGGGAGAUGGGUCUAUGGAGGACCGCUCACUGCUUUGUCUUCUUGACGACAAAGAGGCAGAAUGCUAUUUCAGUUGGACUACAUUUCAUUCUGUACAUAAUCUAUAUUGAGAAAAUUGUAUUAUAAUUUUUUUGCAAAUAUCAAUUUCUUUUCUAAAAUGAUGUGUCUGCUCAUCUGGUGACCGUAAAAAUAAAAAAAACA